Branchiostoma floridae (Florida lancelet) is the source of this 1032-nucleotide messenger RNA. RefSeq names its product melatonin-related receptor-like. The coding region runs from base 1 to 1032 and encodes 343 amino acids. The record is from RefSeq and is a predicted model, not a curated record. Gene Ontology annotation, cellular component: membrane. Gene Ontology annotation, biological process: G protein-coupled receptor signaling pathway. Gene Ontology annotation, molecular function: G protein-coupled receptor activity. The transcript is spliced from 2 exons. Lineage: Eukaryota; Metazoa; Chordata; Leptocardii; Amphioxiformes; Branchiostomatidae.
AUGUCAGUGAACAAGUCUGCUCUGAAGUCACCUCCUGAUGUGGUCUAUGAGUUCCUAUGGGAGGACGGCUUGUUGGUCGCACUGCUGGGCAUCUCUAGCAUGGUCGGGACUAUUCGCACCACUGAUAACGCCUUCAUCCUGAACACAAGCAUCUGGGACCUGGUAACGUCUGCCGGCAUCAUUCCCCUGAUCAUCUCGUCUACGAUGGCCGGCCUACCGAACUGCGGACAAGCUUGCUGUGCCUUCAUAGGCUUUCUGAACCUCUUUAGCCUGCUACAGUCAUUGUUAUCCUGUGCCCUCAUUGCCUUUAACCGGUAUGUGCACGUUGUGCUCUCACUAGCCACUUACAAGCGCUUGUUCGGUCCUGUCAAGGCCUUCCUCUGGGUGGUUGGAUCAUGGGUGACCGGUACUCUGGUCAUGUUUCCGGCUAUGUCAGGUAUAUACGGCAGUUUGGGAUGGGACGCGCAUGUACAAAUAUGUCAGUUAUCGCAUGAAGACCCGGCAAGUGUACUGUUUUUCAAAAAUGUCGUCCUGUCCAUGUACUGGGCUGUAGUUUUCACCAUAUCUGCAUUCUACGCCCGAAUCUACCUGCACGUGCGGAAGAGUACCAUGGCCAUCGGCCAGCAUCUCGGCCACAGCCCCCAGCAAGUGUCCCUGCAGGCGGUGAAGCGUACAAAACACAUGUUCUACAUCUUCUUCACUUUUCUCACCCUGACCUGCCCAAACGUUGUCAUCAAUUAUGUUGAUUUCUACGCCACUUUGCUCCCUAAAGCUGUUUUCUUCACCAGCUCUGCGUUGUACAUCCUAAACACAGCAGUCAAUCCCAUCAUUUACACCUGGACCCUGAAAGAGUUUUGGCAAGGGUUCAAGUCCAUGGUCCGCUGCAGACGACAUAUUGUUCCUAACCCUCAAGCAGGCCAACCUGCUGUUCAGACACCCGUCAGAGUAAUAAACGUCUUGUCCCGAUCCGGGGUCUCCAACCGGGUUGCCCCUUCAGAACCAUCCGUUGAUACGUCAGAAAUAAACACGUAA